Molecule: messenger RNA, 20138 nt
Organism: Coregonus sp. 'balchen'
Lineage: Eukaryota; Metazoa; Chordata; Actinopteri; Salmoniformes; Salmonidae
Source: the annotation of a GenBank genome assembly
GAAUCACAAGACUGGAGGACCGGUAUUGCGCUGUCGGCGUGCAUUUGUGUGUGACUGGAAACAUGUCCGCAAGGAUUGUGCACACCGGAAAAUCAAUGAAAUCCACCAAAACCUAAAGAACCAGUGCAAUUUGACCCUUCAAAAGAAUUGGACAUACUCCGGGACCCUUUUCUACGGUUGUGUUACCUCUCUGACUCGCGUUUUAGCCUAUACAGUGGCAGAAGUAUCCAAAACGAAUGGUGGAAGUCGAAUAGUCUCCAAAAGUAGGCUAGGCCGAGAGUGGAGUGGAGAGUGAAGGGCUCCGCAGGUAGAUACGGGCGCUCGCUCUUGAGGAAUGUUAUCCGUACUCUCCUAUGGAAGACUAGUUGCGAGGGCUGUCCUUAGCGGACUCUCUCAAACUGAUGGUCGGGAUUACAGCCUGGUCACAGCUAGUUGUGGGUUUGGGAAAGACUUUCGUAAAGGGAUCUUGAAGAAAGGAAUGUGCUACGGGGAUGACGCUUGUUUCAUUGCCCGGCAUAGGUCCGCCGAUGUAUUGGGUAAGUCUCACUUUAAUAUUCCCAUUAUCUGUUUGGUAAAGACACCGUUAAAGUAACCUAAUCGUUUAUUAUAAGAAAACAAAAGCCACCGUGAAAUAUGCAAGGUAUUUUGGGGGAUAAUAGGCCUAUAGCAUUUUCCAUAUUUUACCUUAAAUAUGUAGCCUAGCACGUGUCGCCAACCCAUGUCACGAAAACAAGGGGAUAUUCCCUAUCCCUACCCCUUACCUGAUUUAACCUCUAUCGUCUUAAAAGUUGGCACUGUGUUUUCCGAUGCUUGCCUUCUACGGUAGGCUACAGCUGUGGUCUGUAGGUCUAUAAACCACCGAGAAACAUUGCGCUAAGAGUUACAAAAAAUGUAUACUUUGUUGAAGAUGAAUUGUAAAGACCUUUCACCUAAAUACAUUUUUUCUGGACAAGCACUCCUACCAGCGCUACUAGUGGCGAUACUGUGAACAUGUAUACAAAGUUAUACAAUGUAUACACAACUAUUUCAUAGCGUGACAAAUGUGGAAGUCGCAGGUUGAUUGUGGCUAUAAAUUGUUAGCCUACAAAUUGUGCCGCCAUUCGAUGCUAAGAACAAUACGGUUUGUUGGAAGAGUUAAACAAAAUGUAUCGUUCUGUUAUGAUAGCCUAUAGCUUAAUAUUCAUUAGCCGUAGCCUAUUUUGUUUACACAUUUCACACACGCUUAGGGGAAACUCGCUAUCCCAUGUUUUCUAAAGGUCAGAAUGGUUGAGCAUGGAGGCAGCCAUGUUUCCAGGACACAUUCACGUUUCACAGACUCAUGAGGGGGAAGUGCUUUUGUCCUUACAGCAAUCGACCGUGUGUUGUCGUUUUACCGGUUGUCCGACCAUAUCAUUAUCAAGUUCUUAUUUACCAGAUGUCACACUUCACAUUCAGAACGGUGCCUAAAGCAGGGUUGCACCACUGCGAUAUAAUAAGGACUAGAGACUACGUCCGAGAUGUCCGCCUGUUGUUUUCAAGGUAAUCUACUGACGUUUGCAUACGACGAUUCAUGGACCGUCUAUAUCCGGGUUGCAUCCGGUGUAUACGGACCAACAUCAUAUAGGGCGGAUUCGAUUAUGCUAAGCCACGGGGCACAAGUCUAUGGCCCGUUAAACAAUGGGCGAAAGGGGGAGGGAGGAGAGCCCUUCUCCAAUCUAACAGUAAUCUGUGUGGCUCGGUCAUUUUGUCAACAAGGCUGUAUGGUACAUCAUCCAGAAACAUACAACAUCUCUUUUCCAUAAAAUACAUGUUUGAAUUUCAAAUUUUCAUUGGGAAGGCAGGUAAAGACUUUUUAUCAAAAAGCAAUAUUUUUUGCAUGGGAACUCAGAAUCCUAGUAAUUACUACACAUGCUUAAUUACUUUUUUUGAGCGGACUUUGCCAUGGGCAUUGAAGGCGCAUCUGGCUCACGCCCCGGAGGCAGCCAGGUUCCAAAUUGGAUGCCAUCAACUUUCAGCCGAUGCAAAACACGCCUACACGGGCGCCCAGGUGGGAUUUAUCGAACCCACUCAUAGAUACACAAAGGAGGCAGGGCUUAACGUGACCACGCCCCCGAGUAGGGUACAGCUGUAGGGUACUCCCGUUACUCCUGUUGUUAAAUUGCCUACUUUACUCAUAAUCCGACAACAGCUUUAUUAUUUUUUUAAUCAUUUGUUUAUUUUCUCCCCCUUUCUCCCCAAUUUUGUGAUCUCUAAUUGCGAUCCAAUUACGAUCUUGUCUCAUCUCUGCAACUCCUCAAUGGGCUCGGGAGUGGCGAAGGUCGAGUCAUGCGUCCUCCGAAACAUGACCCGCCAAACCACGCUUAACACCCGCCCACUUAACCCGGAAGCCAGCUGCACCAAUGUGUCGGAGGAAACACAGUUCAACUGACGACUGAAGUCAGCCUGCAGGCUCCCGGCCCACCACAAGCAGUUGCUAGAGCGAGAUGAGCCAAGUAAAGCCCCCCCGGCCAAACCCUCCCCUAAUCCGGAAGACCCUGGGCCAAUUGUGCGCCGCCCUAUGGGAUGCCAGGUCACGGCUGGUUGUGACACAGGCUGGGAACGAACCCCGGUCUGUAGUGACGCCUCAAGCACUGCGAUACAGUGCCUUAGAGCGCUGCGCCCCUCGGAAGGCCGUUUAAUCAUUCUAUAAACAUUUUGGAUAUGCUUGGUAGCCAUUAUUUAUUUUUUUACAUACUUCCAUGUCAUCUUAAUCAACAAACUAAAUCAUACCUAAAAAACACUUUCAUUCUAAACGUAAAAAUGUUAGCAUGAACAGAUAGACUGUCGCGUGGAAUGUACAUCACGAUUAUCAACUGCCCUGUUCAGAAUGAGCAGAAUUACACAUUUACAUUUCAGUCAUUUAGCAGACGCUCUUAUCCAGAGCGACUUACAGUUAGUGAAUACAUUUUUUUUUUAUACUGGCCCCCCGUGGGAAUCGAACCCACAACCCUGGCGUUGCAAACGCCAUGCUCUAUCAACUGAGCUACAUCCCUGCCGGCCAUUCCCUCCCCUACCCUGGACGACGCUGGGCAAAUUGUGCGCUGCCCAUGAGUCUCCUGGUCACGGCCGGCUGCGACAGAGCCUGGAUUCGAACCAGGAUCUAGUGGCACAGUUAGCACUGCGAUGCAGUGCCUUAGACCACUGCGCCACUCAGGAGACUUACACAACAUCCAUGUGUAACAAAUAACUAGCAGUUUUAUGGAAUACAUUUCUAUCUGUAACACUCUUUUGUACCUCAUUGAAUAUAGUUAGGGUUAGGCUAGUUCAUCAUUUUAGCUUGGUUUAAGUUGCCCUGUUUUCUUGAUAGGAUGUAGGCCUAACUCUGCAUUAUGUUAAGGCAGUGAAUGAGAUGCCUUUCAAAAACAUGCCCUAUUUGACUGGUAGAAGAGCAGGAUGAGACAUUGCAACAAGUCGUGCCGAACUAAAAUGAAAUGGUUGGAUGUCUAGUGUAGGCUACUGCCUGCCUCUACCAGCGGGAACCUUGGACCUGAAACAUUACUGCAGCAAAGCUCUUCAGUAUGCUCAUUGUGUCUAGUGAUGAUACUUUUGGGAGUUUUUACAUGGAUAGCUUUAGUCUGCUCAUGCUUUAGGGAAAUACAGUGGUGCUCACAUUCAGGUCUACUGAUUUCUCAUGAUGGACCACAUCAGGUCAGGGGCUGAGGCUGAGCUGCUUUCCUCUGUGGCUAAUUAACUGGUCAUGGAGACAGGAGACAGGAUCAAACACCCACAGAGACUGCUGGCUCUGGGCUUAUGUAUACAGUGUCCCACCUGGGUGCUAUAUUACUUGUGUUUGGCUAACAAAAUCUGUGGACGGGGAGGAUUCCAACCUGGCCUCUGCUGAUCAUUAUAGACCUCCCUAUACCCAAUAUAGUUUUAAUGUCAAUGUAGUUCUUAAUCUCUUGGAAAUGCCCGUUUUGCCAUGGCGAGAGUAGCGUUGGGCCUGUACUAUGUGCUGCUGUGGAAGGUGGUGUAGGACAUGCAUCUGUGUGUGUGUAUGGAAGUGUGUGUUUGUGUUUUAGGCACCAACAAAGAGUGUUGCUAAGCUAGCAGAGGGGGUUCCGUGUCAGUGUUGCCAACUCAUUUUCAGGGGCAGUUUCAAAUAAAAUAAAAUACAUUUUUAUUGGCCCAUGCGCCGAAUACAACAGGUGCAGACAUUACAGUGAAAUGCUUACUUACAGCCCUUAACCAACAGUGCAUUUAUUUUUAAUAAAAAAGUAAAAUAAAAUAACAAAGUGUUGAGGAAAAAAAGAGCAGAAGUAAAAUAAAAUAACAGUAGAGAGGCUAUAUAUACAGGGGGGUACCGGUGCAGAGUCAAUGUGCGGGGGCACCGGCUAGUUGAGGUAGUUGAAGUAAUAUGUACAUGUGGGUAGAGUUAAGUGACUAUGCAUAAAUAAUUAACAGAGUAGCAGCAGCGUAAAAAUAUGGGGUGGGGGUGGGGGGGCAGUGCAAAUAGUCCGGGUAGCCAUGAUUAGCUGUUAAGGAGUCUUUUGGACCUAGACUUGGCACUCCGGUACCGCUUGCCGUGCGGUAGCAGAGAGAGCAGUCUAUGACUAGGGUGGCUGGAGUCUUUGACAAUUUUGAGGGCCUUCCUCUGACACCGCCUGGUAUAGAGGUCCUGGAUGGCAGGAAGCUUGGCCCCAGUGAUGUACUGGGCCAUACGCACUACCCUCUGUAGUGCCUUGCGGUCGGAGGCCAAGCAGUUGCCAUACCAGGCGGUGAUGCAAUCAGUCAGGAUGCUCUCGAUGGUGCAGCUGUAUAAUUUUUUGAGGAUCUGAGGACCCAUGCCAAAUCUUUUCAGUCUCCUGAGGGGGAAUAGGCUAGUGGCAGGUCAAUUUGUUGCUAAAAGUUGCAUAAUGACGUUGUCAUUGCGUCAUUACGUAGAAUACACAAUAACGUUACUCAAAUUGACUGGCCAUCUUGGCGGAAAAUAUGAUUUGACAUUUGUUAGUUUAGAUUUGUUUGUUUAUUAUCACAUAUUUUUAUUUGUAAAAGUUAUAAACACAACACUUUAUAUGAUCAACAAUUCUUUUAAAAAACACAACACGUUGAAUUAUUGAAGAAUUACACAUUACAUAUUAUUGAACAAUUACAUUUUAUUAAUUUUCUUUUUAACUAGUAAACCUACACAUUCUGAACAAGUAUAGUUUUUAGCAGUGUAUUGGUAGUUAGUUAACAUGCUACCUAACUGAUCAACAAUUAUAGGUAUAAGCUAAUAACAAGGUAUAUAUGCGAUCUUAUUGAACAAGCAACUUAACUCAAAUAAUGAUGUGUGCACUAGGCAUCUCUCUCCAGGUUGUUGUGCUGCUUGGCUGGCUAGCUGCUCAAUUGUUUCCUCCAGAUAUUGCCACUGUUCUCGCUCACACUGCAGUGCACACUGCCACCAUCAGCUGUGUGUCUCCGCCAGUUCCAGGAAGUCCACUCCUUGCAUACAUCAUUUGGCUGAACAGCCGUUCAACCUCCGCAUUUGAGUGUGGCAAGGAGAGGGCAGCGAGUGCAGCUUUGCACAGUUCUUCAAAUGGAUUUGACCCAGAAGAGUCUGUGUAGUUAUUUACUUCACUCCAAAACUCGACUGUAUUUUCAGUUGAGUCCCACCUAAACAGAUGGAUGUUUGUAUCAAUUGUUUGUGGCUGGUACCCCAGUAGCUCAGCUACUUUAAGAAUUUCAGUGGUGCCUUUAUUGUGCUUUAGCGUUUCCUUAACACUGAACAAGGCCAUGUUUUGCAAGGCUUCUAGGUUGUCUGGGAGCCUUGCUUGCUGCUCCUUGCUUAAAGCAACAAUGUAGUUGGUGCACUGUCUCCGAAUGACCUUUUCGUCCUCUGGCGCAAGACUGAGUUGGUACACUGUGCUCUCGAAAAGGUACCCAAGGUAUGGUUAUGGACUGAGAUGUCCAUCAAUGGCAACCUUCAGGACAUCAAUUUUUGCCAUAGGGUUGACUACUCUGCUGCAAGUUGAUGUUAAGAGGUGUACCAGAUUGUCCAAAAGCUUAACAGAAUCUGUUUGCUCUCCCUCAAAUGACUUCACGGCAACUUGUACAUCGGACAGGAUUGAUUUCAAGAAUGUCAGGUAGACAUAGUUGGUCUUGUACAUGGCGUGGAGCACAUCCGCCAUGUAGCAAUGCUCACUGGCCUUGGUCAACUCAAAGUGGAGUUUCAGUUCUUCCCACUGGCUCAAUAAACGAGUUACCGCAGGCUCAAUCGAUAGCCAACGUGUGGCACACACUUUGGUGAUCUGCAGGGAUUUCUGGCCACAAUUAAUGGUGGCAUACACUGCUUUGUACGCCUCGCGCCGUUUUGGGGAACUCGAAAACCAGUUGUAGGUUUCCCUGAUUUAAGUACUCAACACUCCUAGGGAUGGUUUCUUUGGAUAAUGUACUGACGGCCAAUUGUAAAGAAUGGCACACACACCGGAUGAGUACCAAAUUGGGCAAUGCACAUUCUUCCUUUAAAAUCUUGUGCACCCCAGUCAUCACGGACGCAUUAUCAGUGCCAAUACCCUGAAUAUUCUAUUUUUUAAGGUUACACUUCUCAAGAAACUCAACUACCGCCUUUGCUAUUGAUCUGGCAUCGCCCCCUCCAAUUCAACCAGCUCGAGAAAUGUGGACACAACAGUUAUUGUUUUAGCACUGAAAUACCGAAUCACCACACCCAGGUAUUUCGAGACACUGACAUCAGUGGACAGAACUUCUCAUCCCCCACAUCUGAUGUUACCCUUUUGAGAAAAUAAGGAGCCAGUACUCCCCUAAUAAUUUCUGUGCACUUGGUGCAUUUGGAAGUUUGUUGCUGCCACAGAAUCUGAAAAGGCAGCUUUGCAAGUCAUACCUAAAUGGUCGCAUGCUAGCAGCGAACAAUGCUCUGCAAUGGCCAUUGCCAUAGUAACAUCUGCGCUUUUGCAGUUAUCCACUUUCUUAACCAACUGAUUUAUUUAUAUGCUUUGCUGUAGCACAAUGUUUUUUGAUGUCAUACAUUUUUGCAAGCAUAUCUGAUUUGCAGUAUGCACAGUAUGCCUGACAAUCAUCCCCAAUUUCUGGCUUCAGCCACCCUUUAAAUUCAGGUACAGACUCCCACUCUUUUCUGUACUUUUGGCUGUACAAUUUUGAUUUAGACAUGUUAAUUGAUGUUGUAAGUUCUGUUCAAGAUCAAACAUCCGUGACCAACUAUAUUCAUUGGGUUUGUCUCGUCGAACGCAUAUUACUGCUGCUGCAGUCAGCCAACAAUGAUUUGCAAUUUGCUGAAAUUGCUGCUGGCCUGCGGCUGCCUGUGCACGAGCUGAGCGCCUGCUGCUGACAUCACUCACAAUGCACUUUUGCAGCCAGGCACGUGUGUUAUGACUGAGUGUGACAGAGAAAAUUGUUUUAAUGUUUGGCCUGUCUGGUGAUAUCACCAGGCAAUACAUUAGAUAAUAGACCAAUAAGAAAGUUCCAAACCUCUCUGCCAAUAAAAACUAGUUUUCAGUUUUCCCCUCCCAACCAGACUACUCCCAGACAGUCCUAGAAAAGUUAUUGCUUGAGAAAAUGCUCUUUGCUAAGAAGCUAUUUUUCUUUCUUUUUUUACCAUUUGAAUUGAAAUCAUAGUAAGGUACUUAAUUGUUACCCAGAAAUGAUUUCAUAAUGAGAUAAAAACAGCUGCAUUUAAACUUUUAAACUUCGCAUUCAUUGGUUUUUGUUUGGCAUACAUUUUAAAGUGAAAAAUCUGAGUCUCCGCAUCAUUCUGUUAACGUGGAAUUGCCUGCAUGUUAUCACCGGGUGGGUCAAACAGCUGUAAAUCAAGGCAGGGGCCCCUGAUUUCACUCUGAACUCACUCACUCCUCCUUUGUCGGUGAGUUAAGCAUUGGCAGGUUUGUUCAACAAUUGCAUGUCCAUCAUUUUCUAUUUGAAUCGAGUGGUGUAAUUCGAUUUGUUAAUUUUGUGUCACUCGUGUACCUUUGGGUAAUCUGCAGUGAAAUGCCUAGGUCCAGGAUGAGCAGUUUAGAGCAGCUCGUGGCUUGUAUUGUUUUGUACUAUUACUUGGUGUUGUUUAAGGAUUGGUUAUUUCUCUUUCUUGCUGUAGUCCAGACAGUGAUGUGAGUUGAUGAGUAGUUUGUCUGUUCAGUGGUAACCAGAGGAUGGAUGUCUGGUCUUUGUCUCUUGUCACCAUGCAACUGGGAACAGCGAACAGCUGCAACUUACAAUGACAAAACACAAUGCCCAGCCAGACAGCCAGGGUGUGUGAAAGAGAGCGUGAAGGCGGGGUUUGACCUCUAACCCCUUUGUGCAGGGUUUGACCUCCAACCCCUUUGUAGGAGUUGACAACAUUGGUACUUUACUUGGUGGUAUUACAACAUUGAUGGUAGAAUAUGGCAAAGAUAAUCAUUCACUGUUCUGAUACUUAUACACUUUCCUUUUGCUCUGUGUGCCUCAGGUGUGGCGGAUGGUGUAGGUGGAUGGAGGGACUACGGGGUGGACCCGUCCCAGUUCUCUGCUACCCUGAUGAGGACGUGUGAGCGGCUGGUGAAGGAGGGCCGCUUCACCCCCAGCAGCCCUGUGGGCAUCCUCACCUCAGGCUACUACGAGCUCCUACAGAACAAAGUACCCCUGCUCGGUGAGCAAACACAAAACACACAUUCUCUCUCUUUUGAUAUUUACACUAUUAAAAUAAUAAUAAUCAAUAUUGUCAAUGGGACAACAAUAACCAAGGGUCAAAAUAACCAUUGAACAAUAACAAUAUAGAGGACAUGUGCAGGUUGGUUGGUCUGUCAGACGCUGUCCCUCAUCUUAUGGCAGGCAGCAAUGUAGUGCGCUGCCAACCCACAGCUCUGUGCGUCCUCCCCCAACAGGACGGGUAGCCUAUUCUCAUCAGAGAGGUCUUUGAAACCUUGAAAAAUUGUUUCAAAUUUGGGUAAAUGACACUAAUGACACCAUGGUCAAAUAGUUAGCCACGGUGGACUGUCAGUUUAGGGCCAGAUAGCACUGCAUUUUACUUAGUGCUUGUGUUUCCCAAUAAGCAAUGUAGUUUUGUUUUGACUGUGUUGUAAUUUGGUUUAUUCUGAUUGAUUGGAUGUUCUGGUCCUGAUGCUUCAGUGUGUUAGUAGAACAGGUUUGUGAACUCAGCCCCAGGACCAGCUGGAUGAGGGGACUAUUGUCUUUGCUCAGCUCUUGGCAUUGCAGGGCUUGGUAAUGAUAUGAGAGGGGGUCACUGUGUUUUUAGAUGUUUCCAAAACUUAAUUGCUAUUUUUUGAGUUUUUAUUAAUAGUGGAGAUUGGCCUAAUUCUGCCCUGCAUGCAUUGUUUGUAGUUUUCCUCUGGACAUGUAGGAGAAUCUUAUAGAACUCUGCAUUAUUUUUUUAUUUUUUUAUUUCACCUUUUAUUUAACCAGGUAAGCCAGUUGAGAACAAGUUCUCAUUUACAACUGCGACCUGGCCAAGAUAAAGCAAAUCAGUGCGAUUAAAAACAACAACACAGAGUUACAUAUGGGGUAAACAAAACAUAAAGUCAAAAAUACAACAGAUUGCAUGCAGGGUUUCAAUGGGUUGUUUGUCCCAUUUGGUGAAAUCUUGUUUUGCAAGUGGACCCCACACCUCGCUGCCAUGAAGUGCAAUUGGUUCAAUGACACAUUCAAUUUGUUUUAGAGAUAUUUUAAUAGGUAUUUGAAUUUGUUUUUUAAUGGUGUAGAAUGCCCUGUGUGCUUUCUCUCUCAGUUCAUUCACUGCAUCAUUAAGGUGUCCAGUUGAGCUUAUUUUUAAACCUAAGUAAUUGUAGUGUGUGCAGUACUCUAUAUAUUUUGUACCAAUUGAGAACUUUGGUCUAAUUCCCUGAGAUCUAGGUCUUCUCUAGAAAAUCGUUAUUUUAGUAUUUUUGGGGUUUACUGCCAGGGCCCAGGUCUGGCAGUACUGCUCUAGCAGGUCCAGGCUCUGCUGUAGGGCAUGUGCUGUGGGUGACAGCAGGCAUAGGUCAUCUGUGAAGAGCAGGCAUUUAACCUCUGAAUUGUGGAGACUAACACCAGCAGCUGGGGAUUUUUCUAGAAUAGUGGCCAAUUCGUUUAUGUAAAUAUAGAAGAGUGCAGGGUUCAGAUUGCAAUCCUGGCGAAGGCCCUGCCCCUGAUUUAAAUAAUUAUGUUAUUUUCUUGCCAAUUUGAUGCUGCACGUAUUGAUAUAAUUAUGUCAUGUGUUUUACCCCCUACACCACCUUCAAUAACUUUGUAGAACAGUCCUGAAUGCCAAAUAGAAUCAAAACCUUUUUUGAAGUCGAUAGAGCAAGCGUACAUUUUGGUAUUAUUUUGGUGGACAUGUUUAUCUAUCAGGGUGUGUAGGGUGUAAAUAUGAUCGGUCUUGCGACGUUUUGGUAUAAUUCCAAUUUGGCUUUUACUCAAGACAUUGUGCUUAUUAAGGAAGUUUAGAACUCUUACAUUUAUAAUACUACAGAAAACCUUCCCCAGGUUACUGUUCACACAAAUGCCUCUGUAAUUGUUAGGGUCAAAUUUGUCUCCGUUCUUAAAGAUUGGGGUUAUGAGUCCUUGAUUCCAGAUGUCAGGGAAAUAACCUACACUCAGGAUCAAAUUCAACAGUUUUUUAAUAUAGCCAAUUGACAUUUUGCACUAGUGAAUUUGAGCAUCUCAUUUAGGAUGCCAUCAGGUCCACAUGCUUUUUUAAAUUUGAGGGCCUGAAGUUUCUUAUAGAGCUCCUGGUCAGUUACUGGGGAGUCCACUGGAUUUUGAUUGUCCUUUUAUAGCUUUUUCUAAUCCAUUCAACUUCUAAUGAAUUUAGCAUUGUUCUGCGUUUGUGUCAAUUUGAACGGUGUUGUAUAGUGUUUUAAAAUGGGUUAAUUUUACAAUCUGCACCAAACCAGUUGUCAUCUGUGGUCUUUUUUGUUUUGUUUUGCCUAAAUAUACACUACUGUUCAAAAGUUUGGGGUCACUUAGAAAUGUCCUUGUUUUCGAAAGAAAAGCAAUUUUUCUGUCCAUUUAAAAUAACAUCAAAUUGAUCAGAAAUACAGUGUAGACAUUGUUAAUGUUGUAAAUGGCUAUUGUAGCUGGAAACGGCUGAUUUUUUUUAUGGAAAAUCUACAUAGGCGUACAGAGGCCCAUUAUCAGCAACCAUCAGCCCUGUGUUCCAAUGGCACAUUGUGUUUGCUAAUCCAAGUUUAUCAUUUUAAAAGGCUAGUUGAUCAUUAGAAAACCCUUUUGCAAUUAUGUUAGCACAGCUGAAAACUGUUGUUCUGAUUUAAAGAAGCAAUAAAACUGGCCUUCUUGAGACUAGUUGAUUAUCUGGAGCAUCAGCAAUUGUGGGUUCGAUUACAGGCUCAAAAUGGCCAGAAACAAAGAACUUUCUUCUGAAACUCGUCAGUCUAUUCUUGUUCAGAAAAUUGAAGGCUAUUCCAUGUGAGAAAUUGCCAAGAAACUGAAGAUUUCAUACGACGCUGUGUACUACUCCCUUCACAGAACAGCGCAAACUGUCUCUAACCAGAAUAGAAAGAGGAGUGGGAGGCCCCGGUGCACAAAUGAGCAAGAGGACAAAUACAUUUGAGUGUCUAUUUUGAGAAACAGAUGCCUCAACUGGCAGCUUCAUUAAAUAGUACCCGCAAAACACCAGUAUCAACGUCAACAGUGAAGAGGCGACUCCGGGAUGCUGACCUAGGCAGAGUUGCAAAGAAAAAGCCAUAUCUCAGACUGGCCAAUAAAAAGAAAGGAUUAAGAUGGGCAAAAGAACACAGAUACUGGACUUUUUCUUUGCAACAUUCUCUCUACUAUUAUUCUGACAUUUCACAUUCUUAAAUAAAGUGGUGAUCCUAACUGACAUAAGACAGGGAAUUUUUACUAGGAUUAAAUGUCAGGAAUUGUGAAAAACUGAGUUUAAAUGUAUUUGGCUAAGGUGUAUGUAAACAUCCGACUUCAACUGUGUAUAUACAGUGAGGGAAAAAGUAUUUUAUCCCCUGCUUAUUUUGUAUGUUUGACCACUGACAAAGAAAUGAUCAGUCUAUAAUUUUAAUGGUAGGUUUAUUUGAACAGUGAGAGACCGAAUAAAAACAAAACAAUCCAGAAAAACACAUGUUAUAAAUUGAUUUGCAUUUUAAUGAGGGAAAUAAGUAUUUGACCCCCCUCUCAAUCAGAAAGAUUUCUGGCUCCCAGGUGUCUUUUUAUACAGGUAACGAGCUGAGAUUAGGAGCACACUCUUAAAGGGAGUGCUCCUAAUCUCAGCUUGUUACCUGUAUAAAAAGACACCUGUCCACAGAAGCAAUCAAUCAGAUUCCAAACUCUCCACCAUGGCCAAGACCAAAGAGCUCUCCAAGGAUAUCAGGGACAAGAUUGUAGACCUACACAAGGCUGGAAUGGGCUACAAGCCCAUCGCCAAGCAGCUUGGUGAGAAGGUGACAACAGUUGGUGCGAUUAUUCGCAAAUGGAAGAAACAAGAAAGAACUGUCAAUCUCCCUCGGCCUGGGGCUCCAUGCAAGAUCUCACCUCGUGGAGUUGCACUGAUCAUGAGAAUGGUGAGGAAUCAGCCCAGAACUACACAGGAGGAUCUUGUCAAUGAUCUCAAGGCAGCUGGGACCAUAGUCACCAAGAAAACAAUUGGUAACACACUACGCCGUGAAGGACUGAAAUCCUGCAGUGCCCGCAAGGUCCCCCUGCUCAAGAAAGCACAUAUACAUGCCCGUCUGAAGUUUGCCAAUGAACAUCUGAAUGAUUCAGAGGAGACUGGGUGAAAGUGUUGUGGUCAGAUGAGACCAAAAUGGAGCUCUUUGGCAUCAACUCAACUCUGCCGUGUUUGGAGGAGGACGAAUGCUGCCUAUGACCCCCAAGAACACGUCAAACAUGGAGGUGGAAACAUUAUGCUUUGGGGGUGUUUUUCUGCUAAGGGACAGGACAACUUCACCGCAUCAAAGGGACGAUGGACGGGGACAUGUACCGUCAAAUCUUGGGUGAGAACCUCCUUCCCUCAGCCAGGGCAUUGAAAAUGGGUUGUGGAUGGGUAUUCCAGCAUGACAAUGACCCAAAACACACGGCCAAGGCAACAAAGGAGUGGCUCAAGAAGAAGCACAUUAAGAUCCUGGAGUGGCCUAGCCAGUCUCCAGACCUUAAUCCCAUAGAAAAUCUGUGGAGGGAGCUGAAGGUUUGAGUUGCCAAACGUCAGGCUCGAAACCUUAAUGACUUGGAGAAGAUCUGCAAAGAGGAGUGGGACAAAAUCCCUCCUGAGAUGUGUGCAAGUCAUGUUUUGCAGAGGGGUCAAAUACUUAUUUCCCUCAUUAAAAUGCAAAUCGAUUUAUAACAUUUUUGACAUGCGUUUUUCUGGAUUUAUUUUGUUAUUCUGUCUCUCACUGUUCAAAUAAACCUACCAUUAAAAUUAUAGACUGAUCAUUUCUUUGUCAGUGGGCAAACGUACAAAAUCAGCAGGGGAUCAAAUACUUUUUAUAUUACUCUUCAUUGAACAAGUAAACUUUUAGUACAAUAGGUAUGUGUGCACAUUUAGUGCAGAUGUGCGCACUCCGCGUAGCUGCGCUGGUCCUGCUGUUGGGCCCUGUGGAGUGGAGGGGGGCCAGGUCUGGGCCGUGGGGCUUCCUCUCUGGUCUGGUAGAGGUGGUGGUCUGGUGCGGGGUAGUAGGCUGGGCCUGGUCCAGUCUGGCUAAGCCGAUGGGAGUGGUGAUGCUCUGGUGGUGGGUGGGGCCUGAGGAAAGUGCUGGGUCUGGUGGGGCUAUGAGGGGUCCUGGGGCUCCUUGGUGGUGCAGUGGUCUGGUAGGGGUCUCUGAGUGGUCCUCUGUCCAGUGUGGCAUGGGGUGUUUGUCUACCAAGUGCCACAUCCUUUAGAGACUUGGCAAACAUCCCUACUCACUGCUUCCUCAGGUGGGAGUGGUCGUGCAGAUGGUCUGGGGUGAUUGUUGGGUGGUGAGCAAUGUUCGGGAGUAGGCCACACCCUCUGGUGAUGUCAGCGUUGACUUUCUGAAUAGUACAGGGAUGAAAGUCUUGGCGGGGCAGCAGAGUGGAGAUGGUGAUGUGGGAGUUGGGGAACCUCUCAGAGGCCCUCUCUGCUACUCUGUUGACCAGGCUGGGUACUCUCUCCUGCUCCUCUCGUUGUUGGUGCCGGUGUGAAAAAUAAUAAUGUGGCCUGGUUUGCCAAUGUCAGCCUGGGACAGGAUGUGGAGUGCAUCCUGCGUUUUUGGGCACCAUAUUUUGGACACCUUGUGGUGGGGGAAGAGUUUAUCCUCUUGGAUGAAUUUCCCAUUUGAGUCAAUGAGGAUGGCCACCUCAGUGGGUUUUACCAGAGUAGUGGGUUUACGGUGUGGGGCUAGGGCUGGGGUACACAGGGCCUUUGUACAAGGAGGGGUGUGUCGGGGUGUGUCGGGGGGCCAGAGAGCUUCUCUCUGUAGUAGGUGUCCUCAUGUGAGCCUCCUUGUUGACUGGGGGUGUGGGUAAAGGGUGAUCGGUUUGGGGGGUGGGGGGGGGGUGUUAGGGGUGGUGAGGGGCUGCAGCUUCUCUCUAGGGGUCUCUACAGUCUGUUCUCUAUGCUGCAGCACCCUCUUGAUGACAGACAACUCAUUUACCAUCUCCUCUUUUACCUGCACCAGCUCUCUCCUCAUGGUGGCCUUUACCUCCUGAAGCUCUGUGGUGAGGCUCUCUCCUCAUGGUGGCCUUUACCUCCUGAAGCGCUGUGGUGAGGCCCUCUCUCAGCUCCUGGACAGAGUUCUUCAGCUGGGUCCUGCACUGGUAGAUCUGGUCAUAUAGAAGCUCUGUGUCUGGGCUGGAGGUGGUGUAGCUGGGGGGCUGCUCCUUUAGCUCAGUAACCCAUACCUCUAACAGAGCCAGCCCGUCUUUCAGCAGGCUGAUGGUACUGUGGUCUUGGCUCUGGUGGUCGUAGGCAGGCAGGGGGGAGGACAGACCUGUUGUGUGGCCUGGGCACCUGCUGUUGGAGUGCCUGAGGUGAGGGGAGAGGUCGCUGUGCUGUCCUUGUCCUUUUUGGUUUCUGCUAUCUUCCUUAGGAUGGGGAAGUCCUGUACAAAAAAGCUGAGUGCAGCCUCACUGCCCUGGACCAUGACAGUGCCGUUCUGGUACAUGUUUACCGUCAGAAACCUGUUUUCCUGGUAUUUUUCGCUGUCCUAAAAAAUGGAUUUGCCUUCCCUUGCAGAUGCCUUUCUUUGUCCUAUAGCUGAAAUGCCUGGUUACAGCUGUAUGCCAGGCAGUAGUGUGGUCUGUGUAAAAUAACCGUUUUGUAACAGUCCUGUUGUGUGAGCAGUCGUGUUUGCCGGGUUCUCCCUCAGAAUUCUGUGUUUAAAAUUGAUUCUUCCCUUCUCUGAUUUGAUUUCUGCUGGAAAUUCAAAAGUGUUCACACGUGCUCAGGUAAGUAGAUAACAUACAGUAUCUGCAGCAUGAGUGUUUGCCGUUGCCUGUGGGUAUCCCUGCCCACUGAGCUGCACUCCUAUCAAUCCAUCCAAAAAUAUAAUCAUACAAAGCUGAAAUGUCUUCCAUCCUAAGCAUUAGGGCUGGGAUUUGCCAGGGACCUUACAAUAUUAUCACAAUACUUGGGUGAUGAUACGAUAUGUAUUGCGAUUCUCACCAUUUCAUAUGUAUUGCGAUUUGAUGUUCCAAACAUAUUGUUACGUAUAUAUCUGCGGCAGAGAGACGAGAGCACAUGAGAAAAUGAGUUUUGAUCAGUCAUGGAAGUAAAAGUGCUGAAAACAUGUUGGCUCACAAUUUAAAAAGAAGAUUGAGAAUAAGCUAUAGGAUGACAAUACCGGAGUUCUGGUGCAGGUACAGCCGACUAGUGCUACCUAGCAACAAGAAAAGGUGUGUGUGUGUGUGUGUGUGUGUGUAUAUACAGUACCAGUCAAAAGUUUGGACACACCUACUCAUUCAAGGGUUUUUCUUUAUUUUUACUAUUUUCUACAUUGUAGAAUAAUAGUGAAGACAUCAAAACUAUGAAAUAACACAUGGAAUCAUGUAGUAACCAAAAAAAAACAAAUACAUUUUAGAUUCUUCAAAGUAGCCACGCUUUGCCUUGAUGACAGCUUUGCACACUCUUGGCAUUCUCUCAACCAUCUUCACCUGGAAUCCUUUUCCAACAGUCUUGAAGGAGUUCCCUCAUAUGCUGAGCACUUGUUGGUUGCUUUUCCUUCACUCUGCGGGCCAACUCAUCCCAAACCAUCUCAAUUGGGUUCGAGGUCGGGUGAUUGUGGAGGCCAGGUCAUCUGAUGCAGCACUCCAUCAAUCUCCUUCUUGGUCAAAUAGCCCUUACACAGCCUGGAGGUGUGUUGGGUCAUUGUCCUGUUGAAAAACAAAUGAUAGUCCCACUAAGCGCAAACCAGAUGGGAUGGCGUAUCGCUGCAGAAUGCUGUGGUAGCCAUACUGGUUAAGUGUGCCUUGAAAUCUAAAAUAAAACACUGACAGUGUCACCAGCAAAGCAACAUCACACCACCUCCAUGUUUCGCGGUGGGAACCGCACAUGCGGAGUUCAUCCGUUCACCUACUCUGCGUCUCACAAAGACACGGUGGUUGGAACCAAAAAUCUCAAAUUUGGACUCAUCAGACCAAAGGACAGAUUUCCACCGGUCUAAUGUCCAUUGCUCGUGUUUCUGGGCCCAAGCAAGUCUCUUCUUCUUAUUGGUGUCCUUUUAGUAGUGGUUUCUUUGCAGCAAUUUGACCAUGAAGGUCUGAUUCACGCAGUCUUCUCUGAACAGUUGAUGUUGAUGUGUCUGUUACUUGAACUCCGUGAAGCAUUUAUUUGGGCUGCAAUUUCUGAGUCUGGUAACUCUAAUGAACUUAUCCUCUGCAGCAGAGGUAACUCUGGGUCUUCCAUUCCUGUGGCGGUCCUCAUGAGAGCCAGUUUCAUCAUAGCACUUGAUGGUUUUUGCAACUGCACUUGAAGACACUUUCAAAGUUAUUGAAAUGUUCCGUAUUGACUGACCUUCAUGUCUUAAAGUAAUGAUGGACUGUCGUUUCUCUUUGCUUAUUUGAGCUGUUCUUGCCAUAAUAUGGACUUGGUCUUUUACCAAAUAGGGCUAUCUUCUGUAUACCACCCCUACCUUGUCACAACACAACUGAUUGGCUCAAUGAAUUCAUACUACAGAAUAGCAGGCUGAAACACAGCCAAUACAGUAGGUGGGACCUAUAACAUUGCACCUAUAACAUUUGGAAAGAAAUUCCACAAAUAAACUUUUAACAAGGCACACCUGUUAAUUGAAAUGCAUUCCAGGUGACUACCUCAUGAAGCUGGCUGAGAGAAUGCCAAGAGUGUGCAAAGCUGUCAUCAAGGCAAAGGGUGGUUAUUUGAAGAAUGUCAAAUAUAAAAUAUAUUUUGAUUUGUUUAUCACUUUUUUGGUUACUACGUGAUUCCAUAUGUGUUUUUUCAUAGUUUUGUUAUCUUCACUAUUAUUCUAUAAUGUAGAAAAUAGUAAAAAUUAAGAAAACCCUAGAAUGAGUAGGUGUGUCCAAACUUUUGACUGGUAGUGUAUAUAUAAUUGUCUAUUAUUUUUACAAAUCGAUACUUGGAGUCAGUAUCAAUAUAAUAUCGUCCAAAAUGAUAUUGCGAUAUGUAACUGUAUCGAUCAUGUAACUGAAAUGGUGCCGUCCUUUAGUCUGCCGCCACCCAGUUCUAAGGUCCAACUCCACAGAAGUCAUUGGAACAAACAUUUGGCAAAGUCCCUACUCCCGCAGCCCCCUCCUCGUGACCAUUUCACCCCAUUGCAGAGCACCUAAAAGGUCAGUGGAAGGAGCAGUAACUGACACUGCUCACGGGUCCACACGUUUGUUUGAAGGCACUGGCAUGUGACAGACUUGGGCCACAUUUCAACUUAGACCCAACACCACAGGCAAGGCUGCCUGCAAAGAGAGCCACCGCUAUCCACCAAGUCACACAAUGUUUGUCUUUCAAAAGUGACCCGUUUCUUAUUUUGGGAUAGUGGGAGAGCAGCUAAAGGUCUGUGUUUGACUGUCCCUUCAAGGUCAGUGGCAGUCUAGGAGCUGCAGAGUGGGGACAGGGGAAGGACAUGGCAUUUGUUUUUGGUCUCUGUGCCAGACUGACUGAUCCAACAUGAUCUCACACACUCCUUGCUCACAAGGAGAAAGGCUAUCAAGUGAUGGCUAACCAUAUGUUUUUCUAUUCCCCCCCCUCUUCCCCAGGGAGCAGCACAGCCUGUAUCGUGGUCCUGGACCGACGGAGCCAUCAACUGCACACAUGUAAUCUAGGUGACUCUGGUUUCCUGGUGGUGCGGGGGGGAGAGGUGGUGCACCGCUCGGACGAACAGCAGCACUACUUCAACACCCCUUUUCAGCUGUCCAUCGCUCCCCCAGGUGCAGAGGGAGUAGUACUCAGUGACAGGUCAGACUACCUCCCUCACUUCUCUGACCCUCCACCUGGUCUCAAAUUAACAUUUCUGUAGAGAACUGGCUUUAGACCAGGGGUGUCAAACAUACGGCCGCAUUUAAUUACUAUUAUUAUGUUGUUGUUUUUUUGCUAUUUGAACGGUUAUUACAGUGACCAGUGUAAUUUGGCUGACCAAUAACCGUCAUCCAAAAUUCCACGACAGUCACAGCCCUACUCGCCCAGACCCCUUUCCGCUGGGCAUGUUCUUUUUCUGUCUCCAAGAAUCUUGGAAGAAGAGGCAUUCUUUUGAGCUCCUCCAUGUGUUUCUACACCUUUCAUGUUUUAUAUUGCAGUCUCACUUUGCAUGAACACGCACACUUGCACAUUGUCACAAUUCAUGCUCCCAUGCAUACUUCUCAGCAAACUCACACACACCGACUCAUGUGUUCACAUUUACUCUCUUUCUGGCAUGGAGGGGGUUUAAUAGGGUGAAACUGUUAUUUCAGGAGGAGAUACAGUACCUAUCUGACUGACGAAGCGCAGUUAGAGUCCCAUCUUGUAAAAUUCAUUUUUCACAUCAUUGAAUUACUCAGACUUUUCCAGGCAGCCUGUUGACGCAAACUGUCCUCAUUGACGCCAAGGCCCAAGAUGGCCAGGUCAACUGAGACGGGUUAGAAUAAAACAACAGUCUUGGCUUAAUCAGGGGCAGAGGGUACAGCCAGCUCCCAUGAAAUGAACCUUACUAGGAGCCAGUGAGCAUGCUGGGCCUGGGGGGUGGGGCUGGAGCAGGGCAGGCAGCACUGUGUUCCAGGAGGAAUCAAGUGUCUUAUUACCCAGGCAUCAGCUGUCCCUCUGGCGCACAGUCACUUUUGACCUGCUUCCUCCUGAUCAUAUUUCUGUUUGUGAGGAGCACUAGUACUGUCUGUCUGGUAGCAGCUUUCUAGGGCCCUCUGACUGGUCCUGACUGACAGUCCUGUGUUUUCUUCGCCAGCCCUGAGGCCGCUGACAGCUCCUCCUUCGACGUCCAGCUGGGUGACAUCAUCCUGACCGCCUCGGAUGGCCUCUUCGACAACAUGCCCGACUACAUGAUCCUGCAAGAGCUCAAGAAGCUCAAGGUAACACAUUACAGUACCUCAUAACUGCUUGCACACACUCUCUUAUAUUUACAAAUUCACUUUAGUAAAUACCUGCACACAUUUCUUUGGUCCUAAUGCUAAUGGUUGUAUUUCUCAGAGCACGAACUAUGACAGCAUCCAGCAGACGGCACAGAGCAUUGCAAAGCAAGCCCAUGAACUGGCCUAUGACCCCAACUACAUGUCCCCUUUCGCUCAGUUUGCCUGUGACAAUGGUCUGAAUGUAAGAGGUACGUAUCGGGUUCUUGGGAAGUCCUUUACGUCCCUAAUAACACCUCCAGCAACACUGUCAGUUUGAAGAUUGGGCCAUUCAAGGUUGACUUUGAUCUCUGGAAAGCCAAUUGACACAUUCUCUUUUGUCUUGUGUCCUGCAGGGGGGAAGCCUGAUGACAUCACAGUGCUGCUGUCCAUUGUGGCAGAAUGCACAGACUAAGUGUGUGUGAUGUUUAUUGGAACUGUUUACUUCCUUCCCUCUGUCAGUCUUCCACCUGCCUCCUUCUCAAAUGCAUUGCUUCCUGUCGGACGGACUGGGGAGCCCCCCCUAUCCCUUCACUGACCUUCCCAUCUCACCGCCACAAAAUAGAACACGCGCUCCUCACCACAAAAUUGGGCUCCAUCUCUAUUCUUCCAUUUUGUUUUGGGACUGUAGUGAGGAGGCAGGCAGCUAGGACUUUCUCAUGUUGAUCGUGAUGCAGGAGGAGCAGAACGGCAUGUUGGUUCCCCACUUC